AAAAUCAGCUGACGAUUGGCCAGACAAGUAAGGCCUCCUGAUAUCGAUAUCAUAUCAAAAUAUAAAAAUAAUAUUAAAAACAUAGCAGAAUUAUAAUAAUAUACAGUUCAAACAAAUGCUAAUUGCAUCUCCUAAAUUGUCCUUAUCAGUAUAAGCAAAAAAGCUGGACUUAAAGUGUUAAAUGAAGUGAAGAAAUCAGCUGCAGUUUUUACGACUGCCACGCAAAAAAAAUAUCGUUUACAAAACAAAAAAACAACGCAAAAUUUAACCGCAAUUGCUUGACCGGACGACCAAUACAAUUGUGAUCUUGCCCAGAAGAGCCACUCCCCGCGUCCACCUCCGCUGCCGAGAAGAGAGCAGCGAAGAUGUCGUGGCUGAACAGCAGUCUCAGCACGCUGAAAGGCCAGCUAACCAAUUUGGCCCAGGAAGUUCUGGCCGAAACAGCUGGACCCGGCGAUCUGGAGUAUGAGGGACAUGGAGGAAGUGGUGCGCAAGAGGCUGAGCAGCAAGCAAAGACCGCAUUGCAAUUGCUGGCAGAGACACAGGAACAAAAAGAACAGCUGGACAGACGAUGCGAGGAGAAGGAUCGUGAGAUUGCCGCCCUGCGCCGGGAAGUGGCCAGAAACAAACAGGAAUUGAAGCAGGCCACCAGCACAUCAUCUUCGAAGGAAAGCCAACUGCAGACUGAGGAACAGAAUGUGGAGGACAGCUGGUGCUGGGAGCCAGAUGGUAGCGAGGAGAAGGGCGGCAAAGCUGCUGCCGGAUCGGCUGCUGCCGAUGCCGCCAGGAGCAAGGAAUCGGAACUGGUGGACAUCGCUUUGGGCAGCAAUGACAUGGCCAGGCUAAACAAUCGUAUAGCAGAGCUGGAACAGCUCAAUGCCCAACUGAAUGCCUCCCUGGAGGAGUUGGAUUCGCAGCACGAGCUGGCCAUGCAGGAUGUGCUGACGCACAAGAGUCAGCUGGUAGGUCAGGUGGCGAAUCUCAAGCAAAUGCAGGCCGAUCGCCUGGUAGAGCACGAAUUGGCCAAUGCCAGGCAGCAAAAGCAAAUGGAUGAACUACGUCAGGCUUCAGCAGUGGCCAAGGAACUGCAGGAGCAACUGCAGCAAAAGGUGGAGCAGCAGGAGGCGGAACUGAAGCGCAGCGUAGUAGAGCUAGCCGAGAUGCAAGAGCUGCUGGACAAGCGCGGUCAGGACAAUGCCGAGCUCAUCGAACGCGUGCGCCUGGCGGAAACGGAGCGCGAAAGACUGCUCAAGGAUCUGGAGGAAUCUCGCCAGGCCAAGGAGAAGAAGACCUCGGAGUCAUCCUCAAACAGUUCUUCCACAGGCAAGCACAGCGAGGAUGAGUUCAUAGUCGUCCGUCAAGCGGAUGCCACUGGCUCUGGCUCUGCUUCUGGCUCCGAUCCCGACCCAGAAGUUACUUCACCACCCACCAAGGAGAAGUUGCGCGAUCGCCUCGUCUCCCUGGAAUCACAAAUCUCUGAGCUGAACCUGACCAAUACCCAGCUGCAGGAUGCCCAACUGGAGAAGCAGCUGGGCAUCAAUUUGCUGGGCGACCAGCUGGCGGAACUGGAGAAGCGUUUGCGUCUGAGCGAGGCGGAGAAGGAGCAGCUCCAGCUGGACCUGCAGCUACGUCUCCAGCAGCUGACCGUGCAGAACCAAGAGCUGAAACUCCAUGCCGAGGCCGAGCAAGAGGGACAUGCUCAGGAUCUGGAAGAGCAGCUGGGCGCCUUGCGGGAGGAGAACCAACGUCUGCGUCAGGAACUGGACACUAGCAUAGCGCAGGCCAAGUUCCGACAGGCCAUAGCCGAGGAGAAGCAGGAGAUCACGGAUCUGGAUGAAACGGACACCGAAUACGGCACCUACGAACUGGACAAGCUGCGUGCCCUGCUCCAGGCCGAGGUGGAUAAUCGUCUGGGCAGCUCGUAUCCCCAGCAAAAGCUGGAACGUGCCUGGAACUCGUUGACCGAGCGCUGGCAUCGCCUGGACCUGGUGGAGCAGCGACUGGUGGACGUGCAGAACCAGCAGCUGGUCAGCGAGCACGAGAAGAAGACCCUCGAGGCGGACAUCUCGCAGUACAUCCUGCAGUGCGAUGAGCUGAUGAAGAACAACGAGCUGCUCCUCAACGAACUGGACAAGUACAAGCGCAACAAGCUGGAAACCAUCGAGGAGCACCACGAGGAGACCAUAGUCCAAUUGGAGGCUCAGCUGGAGGAGGCCAGGCAGCGCCUGGAGGCUUCUCUGUCCAGCCAACGGCAGUUGGAAACCAAACUGAAAUCCGAUCAAGAAAAGCCAACCCAAGACAGUGAGUUGCUGGCCAGGCUAGAGCAGAAGGUACAGGAGGAGUUCCAGCUGCAGGAGCAGCUCUCCUCUGUCCGAAAGGAGUUGGACAGCAAAGCCUUGCUCCUGGAUGAGCAGCUAGCCAAGCAGGAGCAGCAGAACCAGGCCAAUCACGAGAACCUAGCCGAACUGCGGGAAUCCUUGCAGCACAAGGAAGCGGAGCUGAAGAGUCUGGAGGAGCAGCUGACCUCCGUUAGGCAGGAACUGGAAGAGAAGUCCAUUCAAAUAAAGAUCAACCAGGAUCAGCACAAACUCCAGCUGACCAAAAUCCAAAAUCAACUGCAAGCCGAUCAGGAGAAGCUGAGGGAGCAGCUCCAGCUGCAGGACAAACUGGAGCAGCAGAAGGAGCUGAUGGAGGUGGAUCAGAACCAGCAGCUGACCACGAUCAAGAAGGAGUUGGCCGAGGUGACCCAUCAGCUGGAUGAGUGCCAGGAGAAGCUAGCCGCAAAGGAAGCUCAGCUGGCGGAGAUCCAGCAGCAACUGCUGGAGGUAAGCGAAGAAAAGACAAAGCUAGAGGGGCAAGUCCUUAGCAGGGAGCAGGAGUCUGGCAAGGACACUGAACAGUCUAAGCUAAUUCAGGAGCUCCAGGAUCAACUCCUGUCCAAGGAGCAGGACCUACAUGAAAAUCAAGCUGAGCUGGGCAAACUACAAGAAGCACUCCAGUCCUAUGAAAAGCAGCUCCAAGCCAAGGAAGAGCAGCUCCAAGCCAAGGAAGAGCAGCUUCAGGCCAAGGAAUCCCAACUCCAGGCCAAGGAAUCCCAACUCGAGAGCCACCAGGCUGCCGAUCAAAGCCAGCACCUCCAGCAAACCAUUGAUGGCCUGGGCCAGGAGAAGAACGAGCUCAUCAAGGCCCUCCAGCAGAAGCACCAGGAAACCACCCAGUACUAUGCCGAGAUCCAGCGACUGCAGCCCUUCGAGCAGCAGCUCAAGGAUCUCGUUAAGGAGCGCGAGAAGCUACAGGAUCAGAUCGUCUUCCUCAAGGAGAAGUCCGACAUACUCACCACGAAUCUGCUGACAGAGCAGACCAACCAGCGGCUCCUCCACCAGCAGCAAGCCGAAUCCCAGGAGCAGCAGGCCAGUGUACAGCGUGAUCUGGAGAGAUUAAGGGCCCAUCUGCUGGAGGUUGAGGAACUGCAUACCCAGGAAUCUGUGGAACUGCAACGUGACCUGGAGGAGUCUCGAUCCCGUCAAGCGGUACUCGAGCAGCAGGUCUCCAAAUCCAGUACGGCCUAUACCUCAGCCAGCAUCCGGGCAAAUCAGCAGGCGGAAACGUUGCAGGCACAGCACGCUCUCCUCCAGCAGCAGCGGGAUGAGCUGCUAACCAAACUGGGCCAGUACGAGGAUCGUGAACUGAAGCAGCAGGCGGCGCUGACCAAUCUCCAGUGUGCCCUAGAGCAGUUCCAAAAUGACCAAGAUCACGACAUCGAAAUGGCCACGCAGCGUAUCCGACGGGAGAUGCAGACGCAGUUGGAUCGACAGGGACAGCUCCAGCUGGAGAUGGGUGGACUGCAGCAGCAGCUGGCGGAGGCCAAUCAGGGUUUGAGGGCUGCUGCCCGGCUGUCCGAUCAACUGGAGGCUGGACAGCAGACGAUAGCGGUGCUGCGGGAUGAAGUGGAGAGCCUGAAGGAGGCCAAUGCCCAGCUGGAACAGAGCCUGAGCAGCCAUGAGAGCAGUCAGACGGACAAGAUUGACAAGAGCCUGAUCAAGAGUCUGCUUAUUGGCUAUGUGGUCAGUGGACAUGCCGGCGAUAAGCAGCAGGUCCUGCGCAUGAUCUCCUCUGUGCUGGACUUCAAUGCCCAGGAGUCGGACAAGGUGGGUCUGAAUAAGCAGCAGAGCAGCUGGCUGGGCUCUAUCCUGGGCGGCGGUCCAACCCCAGCGGCAGGAGCAGGAUCUACGCGUGGCAAUGAUAACCUAGUGCAGGCCUUUGUCCAGUUCCUGGAGCAGGAAUCCCAACCGCAGACGCAAUCGCGACCCACGCUGCUCAGCAUGACGGGUCAGAUAGACGCCUCCGCCUCCUCCACAACCAGCAAUCUUCCCCUGCCGACAAAGCAGAACACACAACUUCCGCCAACGCUGCCAGGAGCAGCAGCAGUAGCAGCCAGUCAUCAGGAUCCUGGAACGCCGCCAGCAGUUCAGGGUGGAUCACCACAGUCCCUGGCCAUGGGCUCCAACGAAUUUGCACCCACUCGCAACUCCAGCUCGAUAUUGAAGGACAUCCUCAGCGACUCCUGAUUGUUGUAGAAAAGUAGUCACCUCUUUUUUUUUUUUUAAACAUAUUUUUAUGAAACUUGUAAACGUGCAAUCGUCGGCGUCUGUUUUUGUCCCGCAUAUUUCUCGCUAUAUAUAUAUUGAUAGAUAUAUCUACCUGAUAAACCCCCCCAAAAACUGUACAAUGUCUGUGUGUGUGUGUGUGUGUCUAUGUAAAUGUGCACAACGCCAGCCAACUUGUAAAUAUGUAAUAUGCAAUUUGAACAUGUCAACAGGAGUAGCAAAAGAAAGGUGAAGACAACCCCCUCUUGCUCUUGCCUGCCUGUGACACGCCUUCACAGCGGCCUUGCUAAUGACUAGCCGCCAAAAAAUAAAUAAUAAUUAACAAAUACAAAGAUAA
Molecule: messenger RNA, 4944 nt
Organism: Drosophila eugracilis
Lineage: Eukaryota; Metazoa; Arthropoda; Insecta; Diptera; Drosophilidae
Gene: Gmap
Product: thyroid receptor-interacting protein 11
Exons: 7
Coding region: 366-4568 (1400 amino acids)
Biological process (GO): endoplasmic reticulum to Golgi vesicle-mediated transport; Golgi organization
Cellular component (GO): Golgi apparatus
Molecular function (GO): small GTPase binding
Source: RefSeq, a predicted model, not a curated record